AUGACAACCACCACAAGCACCUCCAUCCUUAAACUCCCCCUCGACACCCGCAACGACCCAUCUCUCCUCCAGUUCAACCAACUCCUCUACAUCCCUGAAACCGGCAUCUGGGCGCCCGGAAAGAAGAGCACGCCCAUCUUCGAUUUCUCAUCUCACUUUGAUCGCUCAUCGGUCAGUUGGUUUACCGACGACUACGUCGGAUUCAACGGGGAUGUUAUGGCACAAGCGAAGGAGAUUGCCACCACGGCAAUUUCCCAGGAGCAAAAUGCGGCUGAGGAGAUCCCGAACCCAUCAAUAAUAUUUAAACUGGCGAGGACUCAUUGGUACAACGACUCGAAAUGGACGGUGACCAAACCCGUAUUCGAGCAGCGAUUGCUGGAUGCGUUGGGAGAUGAGAGCGACGUCGACUCUAUCCGUAAGCAGAAACUACAGAAUAUGGAGAAUGCACAGCAAGAACAACAACAAAAUGAUAUAGUACUGGCGGAGUCAUCGUCGCCAAUGUUAGCAUUUGGCGUGACGAACAUCGUUUUUCCGCCGAAUUCGCUUCACUCCUCCCACCCGAUUACGGUUCGACCUACUAACGCUACGCGACGUAGCCAGAGCUUUGUGCAUGACUCUGUCUCGUAUGCUUGGGACGUUAACAAGAGAUUGUUUCCCGGUGGAGGCGGUGUUCUCAGUUUGUACAAGGGAGUUGGCUCAAUCAGUAAGAUAGAGAUUGGAAGAUAUCAGAGUGACAAUGGCAAGGUUAUACCUGGAGGGGUUAUGGUGAUUGAUUCCGACGAGGUUGAUGUUCUAAUUGCGGUGUUGAGUUUGUUGGCGGUGUUGUCGCAGAGGGAUAGUUUUUCGUUUCCUACGAGCAGGCAGGUUGCUUGA
Molecule: messenger RNA, 873 nt
Organism: Talaromyces marneffei
Lineage: Eukaryota; Fungi; Ascomycota; Eurotiomycetes; Eurotiales; Trichocomaceae
Exons: 1
Coding region: 1-873 (290 amino acids)
Source: RefSeq, a predicted model, not a curated record